Messenger RNA from Triticum aestivum (bread wheat), 1134 nucleotides. RefSeq names its product putative E3 ubiquitin-protein ligase SINA-like 6. Gene Ontology annotation, molecular function: ubiquitin protein ligase activity; zinc ion binding. Gene Ontology annotation, cellular component: cytoplasm. Bases 119 to 874 code for a protein of 251 amino acids. The record is from RefSeq and is a predicted model, not a curated record. Lineage: Eukaryota; Viridiplantae; Streptophyta; Magnoliopsida; Poales; Poaceae. The transcript is spliced from 3 exons.
GCAGGGGGAAGACUGUUCAUUCUCCAUUUGGGAAAAUCGCAGAGUGCUCGACGGGAGCUGGAUUUGGGAGGACGGAGCGGGAGAUCGAUCGACGGAGCAUCCAUCCAUCCAUCCAUCCAUGGCCAAGAAGGCUGGUGCGGAGAGGGCUGCGGCGGCGGAGAGCUGCGCCCGAAAGAAGGCUAGGGUCGAGUCCGAGGCCAGGGCUGCUGCGUCGAAGAUCACCGUCAACUUAGACCACAAGUUGCUGGAGUGCUCCGCGUGCUGCAGCCCCUUGGCUCCACCCCUUUUCCAGUGCACAAAUGGCCACAUCGCAUGCUCAGAGUGCCGCACCAAUGCGGAGUACAGUUGCAGCUUGUGUGCCGAGCCGGCCAACACCCGCUGCGACAUCAUGGAGCGCGUACUUGGCGGCAUGACAGCGCCAUGCUCGUUCCGGGAGUUCUGCUGCUCCGCAACGAUCCCGUUCACGAAGAAGCUGACCCAUGAAGAGUCCUGCCUCCAUGCCCCGUGCCACUGCCCCAUCCCCUACUGCCGCCUCUAUGCCAACAGUGGCCGGUCCCUGUGUGAGCACAUCGAGACGAAGCACUGCUUGGUCCCUUACGGCGAUGCCACAGCCGGCAGCCUUUCCCCCGUAACGCUGUCCGACAAUGAGCCGGUGCGCCUGGUGUUCCUGGAUGCCAGGGCGAUGUUCCUGCUGGUGGUCGAGCGGUGCGUGCCGUCAGGGCGUGCCGUGUCGGUGGUCCAGCUCGUCAGCGAGCCGGUCAAGGAGGAGGAGGAGAAGGAUUUCAAGUACAAGAUCCAGGUGCAUACGCGAGCAGGCGUCCUCUCUCUGCCCGGCGAGACGCAGAGCGUCGGGCGUCAACCUGGCAAUGGUUAACCGUUCCCCGUGUCCCCGCGGGUAAUUAAUCUAUCAGGGGACGGGGAUAUACCAAUAUUAAUAUCCACGGGGAAGCAUUUGGGUGAAAUACCUUACCCAGUGGGUAAAUGGGGAUGGGGACGGCAUGACAUUACCCAUACCCGAUACCCGGCUUACCCGUAACCUAUUAACACUACCCAUUAUGUGGCUGAAAACUAGACAUUUGAGACUUGUUAAGGUGCUGAAAUGUUGUUCUUUUAGAUGAAAUGUUGUUGUUUUAG